UUGCAAAGAAUGGAAAGUGAAACUUAAAAGCUCUUGCCAUCGAUUUACAUUAUUAUUUAUAGCUAUUAAAACUGCGUUUGAUAUUUCGCAUGUGCGUUUAUUGAAGCGCACAAGUAUAAGUAGUAGGUAAACUGGUGAGUGUAACUCGAAUAGUAUGUAGAGCGUGCUGAAAAUAUUAGUACAGCUCGUUCGUGGUUAACCAAGUAAUUAUACACAGCGACAUUCCAUUUUCUAAAUUAUCAUUGAAGAAAACUGUCGGUAGGGCAAACUCAAUUAUUACCGUCAGUUGUUCAGUAAGUUUUUGGGUAAGUUUUUGUUGUAGUGCGUCUAAUUAUACGAAUGUAACUAUUUAGCUAGCACUAGAUUGAUAGGAAACCGUUUAAACGCUAGGUUUAAAAACUUGGCUUAAAAAGUGAAAUGAGGUCGUCUGCCUAUGACCAUAUCUGUUGAGAAGCUUAGCUAAUGUUUAUGGAGAACACAUCCAGUGUUAACGAGAUAAUUAACCUCAUUGCGUGGUAACGUUAGUCUUAUGCGUGUGCUAAUACAUUUUGUUUGUUUCACUGGAAUUCUCGUUCCAUAACUAGUUAUAGCUAGCUGUAACAUCCGAUAAAUAAGUUCCCCUGGGAAAAAAUCAAGACGCAUGAGUCAACAGGUGCAGCUCCGCUCUGAAAGUGCUUGUCCAGGAUUACCACUUGCUCCUGUGCCGUUUCCAAACUACCGGAGUUCCAGCUGUUGCACUCAUAUAAGCCGUGCUGGUUUUGAGCCAGCGCCUUAUUUCCCCCCUCGCCCUGACCCCUGCGAUAUGAGCAGAGGUAGAGGAGGGCCCCAAAAACAGCAUUUUAGGUUUCAGUCUCCCCACAAUCAGGGUCAAUUCCCCUUUAGACCUGGUUCCUCCACGGUCCCAGGUGACCCCAAUACCCCAAUUCUCCACCGAAGCACUAACAGGUUCCCUUCCUUUUCACCCGUCUCUUCUGUACCCCCCCAAUUACCGCAGUUUCCUGGGUCUCCCUGUGAUCCCCGCAGACAACCCCCCACCAUAGCCGCAAAUGAGGGCCAGGUUGACAUUUCUAGAUUUAAGCAGCAACAGCAGCUGUUUUUGAGCGGUCAAAUUCCAGAAGCCCCUCAGUUUAGGACAGCCAUCCCCAAAGGGGAAACCCAAAGAUUUGCUGCAGGAACUGGACCCUAUUUUAACCACCAACCAGGUGGGCAGUUCAAAAACCACCCCAACAACCCCCGACUGAGAGGGCGCUACUGCAGUGAAGGGGCUUAUGAUGUAAGCGGGGGAUUUGGGUAUCAUUUAAGCGACAGUGGUCCCAAUAGAGAAGCGGGCUGGAACCAGAAAAGAAACCCUCAAGCAGGAAACAAGUAUCAGAACUCAUACCAGAAAAAACGGGGGGGUUUCCAACGGCAAUAUUCUGAACCAUCCUUGUCAAAUAGUUUUCAGAAUUUGUCCUUGGAAAGGGACCGUUUUAGCAGAGGCAGUCAUUUUGACAAAGCUUCCUCCAGGGGGAACAGCUUGGCUCCUUUGGCCGCAAGUCCGCAUGUCCCGACACUGGUCCUGGAGGCUCUGACCUCAUUAAGUCCAGGUGAAACAAUCCAGGCCAGAGUUCUUGCCAAAAAGCUUCACUUGCCAAAAAAACACAUUAACCAGGCAUUGUACAAUCUCCAUCGCACACACAAGGUAGAGAAGCACGGUGAUACUCCUCCUCUUUGGACUCUAAACAGAGGGACCCCAGGGAAAAGGGACGGCAGCCUUACUCGGCAGGGGGACUUUGCAGUAGUUAAGGAAGAGGAGGGAGCAGGAGAGCAGGAGAGUGACGUAGUAGUGGAAGCUGUCUUUGAGAGUGACCAGAGUCCAGACUGGCAAGACCAAGACGAGUUCUGUGAAUCGGAAUCAGACUCGGACUCGGACUCCUCAGAAACGUCAGAUUCCCGUCAGGAAGUUAGCACCACGGAUAACUUCGCAGUUAUGACGGACACCAAAGAGCAGAUUGUCCAGUACCUGCACCAGUUGGGUAAAUCCAAUGCCCUCUUACUAGCAAAGAAACUUGGCCUCAGGAAUGCCAAGCAGGUCAACCCAACCCUGUAUGCCCUGGAAAAACAGGGGGAAGUCUACUGUGACUCCUCUGUCACCCCUCCUAUGUGGGAACUGUCUGACCAUAAGAGGGAGAGGAUGGACAGACAGAAGAAGGCCUUACAAAGCGCUCCUGCCGAGGGGACGGCACCGCCCAUUGAGAUGUUUUUUCAGGGAGCAGCUUCUGGCAUGGAAGGGGUAGGUUGUUCAUCUAGUGCAAAAAUUUUGAACUUGGGAGAUCCCCUUCCAGACUUGGAGCCAAUAGACGGUUUAACAGGCGAGGAAAUUGGGUUAAGCAAUAGCUGGUUGGGUCCGGUAGGCCAAGAACAUAAGCAGCCUUUGAUAAAGUUUGACUCAGGAAUGGAAGCUGUACCAGUAGGUCAGGAGCAUAAACCACCCUUGAUCAAGCCAGAGCCAGAUGUGGAAAAUGUACCUGUGCCAGGCUUGGAACCUAUAAAGCCUGAAUCCACUGACUUCCCCAUCUCUACCACCACCUCCUUCCCAAUCUACCCUCCCUUUCAUCCUCCUUCCCUCUAUCAGGAAGACCACAAGAAUGGGGCGCAUUCGCAGUGGGCAUCAGACGAAAUACCCGAUUGUCUGAAUGCCAUCGGGACUGGAGCAGUGGGCACAGUGGAGGUGUCCCUUGCUGCAGCACCCCAGAAUCUUGGGUCAAACCGGCAGCAGAAGCUCCAGGAGGUUCAAUCCAAGAAUCCAGUGAGUGGGCUGAUGGAGUUCGCCCAGUAUUCGGGCCAAAGCUGCGAGUUUUUGCUUCUGGACCAGUCGGGACCUUCGCAUGACCCCAGGUUCAGGAUGCAGGUUAUGCUGGAUGGACGCAGGUUUCCUGUGGCUGAAGCAUCCAGCAAGAAAGUGGCAAAAAAGGAUGCGGCUGCCGCAGCACUUAAGACCAUCCUGAGAGAGCAGGAGGGGGGCGAGGGAGAGGCGGGGGACACAACUGGAAUGGAAACUACCAAAGAUCCCAGUUCUGACACCACUGGCCCUGUCCCUGAAGAUCCUCCUCAGGCCCUGUCUCGCUCUCUGCCGGGAGGGAAGAACCCAGUCUCCAUGCUGAUGGAAUACAGCCAACGCAGCGGCCACCCCAUAGAGUUCUUCAACACUGGGCAGGAAGGGCCUCCUCACGACCCACGUUUUAUGUUCCGGGUGAAGGUGGGGGACAGCCUCUUCCCAGAGGCCUAUGCUCCCAGUAAGAAGGCAGCGCGGCAGCUGGCCGCUGAGGAGGCGGUGAAGGAGCUGUUGGGAGAUGGGCGGCUGCAGCUCAACAAGCCCUCGAUGACUUUCUGCCCCGUGGGAGAUGAUGAGAAUGGCCCCGCGAUGCCCCCCUGCCCCUCCCUGCCCCCGCUGACGGCAGCCGAGCUGCAGGCGGCCCACGAGGCCGGCGUGGGCGACCUCAUCAACCACCUGAACAACAACGCCGUGUCCGGCCUGCUGGAGUACGCCCGCGCCCGGGGCUUCGCUGCUGAGAUCCGCCUGGUGGGCCAGUCUGGGCCCCCACACGAGCCACGGUUCACGUACCAGGCCAAGCUGGGCGGCCGCUGGUUCCCGCCCGUCUGCGCCAGCAACAAGAAGCAGGGCAAGCAGGAGGCGGCAGACGCUGCUCUCCGAGUGCUGAUCGGGGAGGCGGAGAAGGCUGCCCGCACCGGAGAGCUCACCCCUGAGCUCCCAGUGUGCGGUGGCACUCUGCACGACCAGAUCGCCAUGGUGAGCCACCAGCGCUUCAACGCGCUCACCGCCCGCAUACAGCACAGCCUGCUGGGACGCAAGAUACUGGCCACCAUCGUCAUGAGGAAGGGAGACACCCUGGGGACCGUGGUCAGCCUGGGCACGGGAAACCGCUGUGUGAAGGGAGAGGAGUUGAGUCUUAAAGGUGACACUGUGAACGACUGCCAUGCAGAAAUUAUCUCCAGAAGGGGCUUCAUCAGGUUCUUGUACAGUGAGCUGAUGAAGCACCAUGCAGGGACGGAGGAGAGUCUGUUUGAGCCUGCCGAGGAUGGCAAACUCAGGGUUAGACCUGACGUGACCUUUCACCUCUACAUCAGCACCGCCCCCUGUGGAGACGGCGCUCUGUUCGACAAGUCCUGCAGUGAGGAGGCCGAGGGCACGGGGACCCACCACCAGCCGCUCUUCCAGAACGUCAAGCAGGGGAAGCUGAGGACCAAGGUGGAGAACGGGGAGGGCACCAUCCCGGUGGAGUCGAGCGCCAUCGUGCCCACGUGGGACGGCAUCCAGCACGGGGAGCGGCUGCGCACCAUGAGCUGCAGCGACAAGAUCCUGCGCUGGAACGUGCUGGGCCUGCAGGGGGCGCUGCUCAGCCACUUCCUGCACCCCGUCUACCUGCGCUCCGUCACGCUGGGAUACCUGUACAGCCACGGUCACUUGACCAGGGCCAUAUGCUGCAGAAUGGCUAGGGAUGGAGAUGACUUCAGAAAGAACCUCCCUCCAAACUUCAGUGUCAACCACCCUGAGGUGGGACGGGUGAGCGUGUACGACUCCACGCGGCACACGGGGAAGACCAAGGAGUCCAGCGUUAACUGGAGCCAGGCUGACCGCCUGAGUGUGGAGGUGCUGGAUGGCACCAAGGGCAAGCUGGACAGCCCAAAACUGGAUGUGUCCCGCGUCACCAAGUCCAACAUGUUUCGCCUCUUCCGCGCCCUGUGCCAGCAGAUGGGACGCACCGACCUGCUACAGCAGCCGUCCUACGCCCAGGCCAAAAUGGCCGCCGAACCCUUCCAGCGGGCCAAGGCCCAGUUCUUCCAGGCCCUCGGCGCUCACGGCUACGGGGCCUGGAUCGGCAAGCCCCUGGAGGAGAAGAGCUUCGAGCCCAUCGACAGCUACGAGAGCAUAACGCCGCUGCCGAGCCUGGGGAACCAGGGCAGCGUCGACAACAACAAAAUGGCCAACGCUGUCGGUGCCAACAGCAACAGCAUGGAGGGGUAGCGGAGGGAGCUGGCGGGGCAGGAAGAGGAUGAGAUUAGGGGGAGAGAGUGCCCAGUGGCGUGUUUGGUUUCAGGGCAGAGGAGAUGGGAAGGGACAGGAAGCCAGUAAGGGGGAAUGUGGACUUGGUGAGCCUUAGGGGGGCGGAGCUUUAACAUCAGGAGCUGGGGAGGAAGGGAGAAGGGAGUAUUGCGUCCGCAACUGGACUGUAAACAAUUUAACUGCUCUAUAGUAGAGGUCAGGGAGCUGGCUUGAUAGAGUGAACCACUGUGGGGGGGAAAAAACGGUUCACGCAGCAAAUUAAAACAUUGACAGGCAGUGAUUCACUGCAUUAUAACGAAUACCCACAGAGCAACAAAAAAAAAAAACAGAAAAAAAACUAGUACUUGCAGUGCAGUCUCAAUGUAAAUACACACUCAAAUGUGCAGAAUCAUUUUUUUAUUCUUUAUUUUUAACUUUGACCCAAUCACUCUCUCUCCUGUCCGUGUCCAGUCUAAUUACAAUGUGUGAAUCAACACCAGUGUAUGAAAACAGGUAUCCUGAAGAUUGCUUAUUUGUGCCCAAAAGCUGUCUUAGACUCACCAAGGCUCUGUAUUGUUAGUGCUUUCAUGUAGUUAAAACACAUGUGAACUCAUGCCCCCUACUCCUAAAUAAUCCAUGAAUGUCCAGUAUAAUGUAUGUAUGUAACUAUACACAUCUUUGUGGUUCAUUGUCAUUGUAGUGCUGGUGUCGUAAUGUUUGUGAGAAUGGAGUGGCAUAGUUAUUUUAUGAUGCUUCUACUGUUAUGUUGCCAUUCCAGUAAAAUCAGCUAACCUUAUAAACAGGAGGUGCAUAUGCAUAAUGUACAUACAGAUUAAUAUAUGCACACAUUUAUAUGUGAAUUUUGACCUAUAAUUGUGUGUGUAUGUAAAUGUAUAUCUUUUAUGUAUAUUUUUUUUGUUGUAGUUCUGUUAUUUUAGAUUUUCUGAUUUCUUACAAUGUUUGAUAUAGAGCUUUAGGGUCACUUGUUAGAAAUGUCAGCUCGCUGAAUUUUUAAAAAAUGUUUUACCCUCAAGUGAAAAGAUAACGCUCGUCUGGUCAGCUACUUUAUACUGAACUUUAUUCAUAUUUUUAUUUUUUUAAUGCAUGUGACAGAACUAAAUUGUACCACCACAUGAACACAUUCACACUCUGAAGCCCAAAACAGUUCCACAGUGCUGACCGGUGCACAGUGCAAUGUGCACCUAGACAUACACAACUUAAUUGCACUAAAUUUUAUUACUCCUGUAAAAAUUAUCAAGGCAGCUCAUUCUAAUCUCCUUGAUGUUGGAUUGACCUGAAUUUCAGGUCACUUCAGAAGUGAUUGUUGACUUUUUGGAGGUUUUUGAUUGUUCCAGUUUCUGUGUAUUUUACAUUGGCCUAGACAGUUUUUAAUGUGCAAUGAAAGGUACUGUAUGUAAUAACCAACUCAUUUUUUAGUGGCAAUUCACAAUUUAAGUCAGUUUUAUGUUGUGCAUUUCUCUUCAUGGUCUCAGUUUGGCAUGUGCAGUGGGAUGUAGCUCCAACCGAAAAUUACAUGAAACCAUUUUUUUAAGAAUCAUGAGGUAUUAUAAUAUACAAGUAUACAACCUCUGAAUGCAUAUCAUUGCUGUGAAAGCUGCUUUGCAGUGCAUUAUAUUUUAUUUUCUUUGGGGUAGAAACCCUAUACCAGUUAUAAAGCCACCAUGUCAACAGGAACUUGUGUAAAUGGCUAAGAUAUCCUUCAUGGCAUACAAAAACGAUGGGCCAAUCAAAAACUUGCACAAAAAUGGAGUAAUAUCAAAAACUAUGAAAGUGAAAGGUCAACUCAAGGGACUAGUUCUUUCAAAUCUUUGAACUGCUGAUUUGUCUCUUACCAUGAAAGUAAUAAUAUACACAUUCCUACAUGUAUGCGUACAAAGAACGAACAAAGAAUUCCCUCUUCAGUGCUUUUGGCCUUAUGGAAGCUUCUGAUUGGGAAUUUAUCAACAUGAAAUCAUAAUUCCAGUACACUGCCCAACAACACUUUAGAAGCACCUAUAGAUGUGCGAGUGUGGAUUCUGUCAGUCUUUUCAAAAUUGAAUGCGGUAUUCCUUUUUCCCAAGGGUGCUAUUGGUCAUUUUUAUGGGUCUUAAUUUCUUUAUCCAAUUGAAAAGUUUCUUUCAAAAGGAUGGUGAUAAGAAUUUCUGUGAAAAGCUAUAGUAAUAAUUUCUAUUUUGUUGUCUCUGUGUAUACGGAUUUCAGUGUGUACAUACAAAUGCAGCCGUGUAUAGUUCAGCUUUUGUUUAUGUUGCCAUUGGUUACAGAUGGUAUCUGUUUAUUUUCUAAGAUUGCAACCUGAUACUGAAUUUGAAAAUGGCAAAUAUAAGUUCUGAAAAGUC
Molecule: messenger RNA, 7401 nt
Organism: Conger conger (European conger)
Lineage: Eukaryota; Metazoa; Chordata; Actinopteri; Anguilliformes; Congridae
Gene: adar
Product: adenosine deaminase RNA specific
Exons: 15
Coding region: 641-5026 (1461 amino acids)
Biological process (GO): RNA processing; adenosine to inosine editing
Cellular component (GO): cytoplasm; nucleolus
Molecular function (GO): double-stranded RNA binding; tRNA-specific adenosine deaminase activity; double-stranded RNA adenosine deaminase activity
Source: RefSeq, a predicted model, not a curated record